GGACCAUACGGUCGUGUGGUUCAAUGAGUGGAGGGAAAGAUAACUGGGUUUAUUUAUUAGUCACUCGUACUUUGUUCCCUUUCUCUCACCUCCGAACAUGAAGCCAAGAGGAGACGAGAAGGCAAGGCUCGGCCUCCCGUACCCUUCAGUCCAGCCCAUCGCGUCACCAGGACGCGUUCACAAGAGAUUCAAGAGGGUCUUCCUUCACCUAUUCCUCUUUCUCGGUCUUGGUUUGUCCUAUGGUCUUUGGACGGGCUCAGUAAACCUCAGCUCGCUCCACCACAAGUCGCGCUCUUAUUAUGACUAUGUCCGGCGCAUUGAGGGCCAAUUCCUCGAAGUUCCUAACACUGGGAGCGCACUGAAUAACUCGCGCCGCUUUGCAACAUAUCCUCACAUCGCUGGCGCAGCUAGUGACUUUGAUGACGCGUCCCAAAUCCUACAAAUAUUCCAAGAAGAGCUAGGCAUCACUCAGCUAGACGAGGAACCCGUCUUCCCUGCAGGCUCUCCAGAGUCGCGUCAGGCUACCCUCGACAUCACGUCCAAGCAGACACACCCUUCUGCUUGGAUUGACGUGUACUACCCUGUCCUCAACACCGCAAAGUCGGAGGAUCUGUCCCUUCAGCUUUUGGACGACGACUCAAGUGCAAUUUGGACUGCCGACCUUAUCGAGGAUGGGAACGAGGCUGACAAGGAAGCUUCCACCUACCGAGACGCUAUUGCGCCAUUCCACGGCCUUAGUGCUUCCGGAGAGGCGAUUGGUCAUAUAGUUUAUGCAAAUUACGGCACUAAAGAAGAUUACGACAAGCUCAUCGAAUCUGGUGUUGACCUUACCGGCAAGAUCGUGCUUGCCCGGUACGGCGCUAACUUCCGUGGUCUCAAGAUCCAAGCUGCGGAGGAUUCCGGUGCCGCAGGCGUGCUCAUCUAUUCUGACCCCAGAGACGAUGGCGACGUCACCGUCGAAAAUGGCUUCCUGCCGUACCCU
This is a messenger RNA of Coniophora puteana RWD-64-598 SS2, 982 nucleotides long. RefSeq names its product transferrin receptor ectodomain apical domain-containing protein. Gene Ontology annotation, molecular function: carboxypeptidase activity. The record is from RefSeq and is a predicted model, not a curated record. The transcript has 2 exons. NCBI's taxonomy places the organism in Eukaryota, Fungi, Basidiomycota, Agaricomycetes, Boletales, Coniophoraceae. The annotation marks the transcript as partial.